GUGACGUGUUUGCUGUGAGGAAUGGGUGCACGGCACGUUACGUUUAGAUCAGAUUAAGCGGAGCUGCCCUUCAAAUAAACGGAUAUCAAUUCUUCCCACCUAAUGGACAUUGGGUGAAAUCUCUGACCAACUGUGUUGACAUCGGACUUGGGUGAGCCUGUGCAGUGCACAUCUGUAUGUUUUUGAAGUUUCUACCUGCUUUUCUUUGACGCUCAUAUCAACAAGUGAUUGACCAUGGGAGUCAUUAUGUCUGCCUUAAAAGGCUUGGUUGGAAAGAAAGAAAUGCGAAUUCUGAUGGUCGGUCUUGAUGCUGCUGGAAAAACCACCAUUCUUUACAAAUUAAAGCUUGGAGAAAUUGUUACCACAAUACCCACCAUAGGUUUUAAUGUUGAGACCGUGGAAUAUAAAAACAUCAGUUUCACUGUGUGGGAUGUGGGUGGCCAGGAUAAAAUCCGACCACUGUGGCGUCACUACUUUCAGAACACACAAGGGUUGAUAUUUGUCGUUGACAGUAAUGAUAGAGAGCGUGUGACUGAAGCACGUGAGGAACUGAUGCGAAUGCUUGCAGAGGAUGAAUUGCGAGAUGCUGUUCUACUCGUCUUUGCCAACAAACAGGAUCUGCCGAAUGCAAUGAAUGCGGCUCAAAUCACAGACAAGCUGGGCCUGCACACCCUGCGCUGCCGACUCUGGUAUAUUCAGGCCACGUGCGCCACCAGUGGUGAGGGGCUCUGCAACGGUCUGGACUGGUUAGCCAGUCAGUUGAAAAAGAAGUGAUGACUGCUUUCCAAGGAUUGUGUUUGGAAAGAUUGACUGUCCUGAUGAGGUGAAUUUAGCCACACUGACUUUUUUUUUUUACUUUCAUCAUUUCCUUGGGGUGUGGUGUCUUCUGGUUACUGUCUUGAAUCGGGGAUGCAGGCAAUAGUGUCUCUUUGACUUUAUUGUAGUCUCUCUUCCAAGACUCUCGUCAAGCAGCUCCUGUUGGCUUAAUGUGAGAAACUCAAAUCUGAACUGGACCUGUGCAGAAAGAUUUAACGAACCAACAAUGCAUCAAGAUUUCAUUCGAUCAACAGUGCAUUUGCCACAUUCCGAUAAGUGGAACGUUUUGCUCGUGUUUUUAAAUUGCGCUUUUUGAAUACUGCUUUAAAAACUACAACAGUUCUGUUCAUUUUCCCCAUGCUUCAUUGUUGCAGUCUCUUUCUGCUGUGGAUUAGUAAGUUGUUCUGGGUAUGUUUUAGAUUUUUGUUUAAUGCAUAGCCAGUGACGGAAUAGGUACUGUAAAACUGGCCUUAUUAAACACUUUACCUGUCCACCUCUGCAAAA
Messenger RNA from Carcharodon carcharias (great white shark), 1320 nucleotides. RefSeq names its product ADP-ribosylation factor 3-like. The record is from RefSeq and is a predicted model, not a curated record. Bases 235 to 774 code for a protein of 179 amino acids. Gene Ontology annotation, cellular component: cytoplasm; plasma membrane. Gene Ontology annotation, molecular function: GTP binding; GTPase activity. The transcript has 7 exons. Lineage: Eukaryota; Metazoa; Chordata; Chondrichthyes; Lamniformes; Lamnidae. Gene Ontology annotation, biological process: vesicle-mediated transport; intracellular protein transport.